Messenger RNA from Drosophila busckii, 3880 nucleotides. RefSeq names its product mitochondrial proton/calcium exchanger protein (gene Letm1). Gene Ontology annotation, molecular function: calcium ion binding; ribosome binding. The record is from RefSeq and is a predicted model, not a curated record. Lineage: Eukaryota; Metazoa; Arthropoda; Insecta; Diptera; Drosophilidae. Gene Ontology annotation, biological process: intracellular monoatomic cation homeostasis. Gene Ontology annotation, cellular component: mitochondrial inner membrane.
CAAUAACAACAACAAACAUUUGCUUGUAAGAAACAUCGCCUGAUAAAAGUGCGUGUGUGUUUCAGUGAGACUGUAUUUGUGUGAAUUGCGCGUUAAGAAUAGUAAUAUGAGCGUAGGAAACCAAGACAACAAUUAUUUGGAUUGCAGCAAACAACAAAUCCGAAGUUAAUUAAACACGAAACAAAGCAAACAGUGAUUCGAAAAUUCAAAAUUAAUAACAGAUUGUAACUCUUUGGAAUCGGAUUGUCCGCCUGCUUUACCGCUCAAAACCCGCCUCCGCCCAGAAAUCCACAAUGAAUGCAUUGCUACAGCACAAAGGAUCUUCAAUAAAUUUGAAGGCGCACUAUGCGUAUCAGAAUUUCUACAAACGAUAUAUCAAAACAAAUUACUGUGCAAGCAGCGCGACAAAGCAACUACAUCACAGAGCUGGAGCAGCGGGCUCUCCAGAUGCAUCAGCACAAAUCAGACUUAGAUACUUACAGGAUGGCAGUGUGCUCAGCAAUUGUGCGCAACAGUAUCGCUUGGGCUUUCGGCACUUUCAUGCGAGCAGAACGCUGCUGGAGUCCUGCUCCAAGAUCGAUGCCACAGUGAAGAAGCUUAAGAAUCAACAGAAGGAAAAGGUCGAGGAGAUAAUGAAGGAGGUGGCCAAUGGUCAGGCGACGAAGACAGCAAGCGCUGCAGUUGGCAGCAGCAGCGCAGUCACCAGCUCGCUGAGCAGCGACAGCAGCAGCAGCAGCGGCAGCGAUACUGCCAAAGACAAGACCACAGUGGGCACGGCAGAGUCCACUGCGGUGGCAACGUCUGCUGCCACCAGCAGCGCUGUGGCCGAGUCGCCGGACAAAAGCGUUGCCAAGCCAAAGAAGCCCCUGCGACAACGCAUUUGGGAUGAGCUCGUGCAUUACUACCAUGGCUUUCGUUUGCUCUUCAUCGAUACGGCCAUCAGUGCCAAGUUGAUAUGGCGAGUGCUCAACGGCAGAACCUUGACGCGACGUGAAAACAAGCAGCUGCAACGCACCACCUCCGAUCUGUUCCGUCUUAUACCCUUCUCAGUGUUUAUCAUUGUGCCCUUUUUGGAGCUGCUGUUGCCGCUGUUUAUAAAAUUCUUUCCCGGCAUGCUGCCGUCCACAUUUCAAACGGCCAAGGAUCGCGACGAGCGCCUGAGGCAAUCGCUGGGCGUGCGCCUGGAGGUGGCCAAGUUUUUGCAACAGACUCUGGGCCAAAUGCCUGUGCAGCACAAGGAGCACAGCAGCGAGGAGGCCAAACAGUUCGAGGCCUUCUUUCGCAAAGUGCGUGAUCCCACUGAACAUGUGACCACCGAGGAUAUUAUCAAAUUCGCCAAGCGCUUUGAUGAUGAGAUUACGCUAGAUUCGCUCACACGCGAGCAACUCACCGCACUUUGCCGCGUGCUGGAGCUGAACACCAUUGGCACCACCACCUUACUGCGGUUUCAGCUGCGGCUGAAGCUUCGCUCGUUGGCCACCGAUGAUCGCGUUAUCGCGCGCGAGGGUGUGGACUCCUUGGAUCUGUUUGAGCUGCAGCAAGCGUGCAAGGCGCGUGGCAUGCGUGCCUAUGGCCUGACGGCGGAACGUUUGCGGUUUCAGCUCAAGGAAUGGAUCGACUUGUCGCUCAAUGAACAGGUUCCACCCACUUUGCUGUUGUUAUCACGCGCCAUGUUAAUCUCCGAUGACAGCAUUACCACGGACAAGCUGAAGGAGACCAUGCGCGUGCUGCCGGACGCAGUGGCGGCACACACACGUCAUGCCAUUGGCGAGCGUGAGGGCAAAGUGGAUAACAAGACAAAGAUUGAUGUGAUCAAGGAAGAGGAGCGCAAGAUUCGCGAAGAACGCGAGGAGGAGCGCGAGGAAUCGAUUGCCAAGCGCACAGCCAUCAAGGAGGAUCCUGCUGCACCCUAUGUCUUUACCGAGGAGAUUGUUACACCGCUGGACAAAGCACAAGCGCCACAUAUUGCCGAUAGCGAGAAGGUCAUCUCGCCCACGGAUGUACAACUGCUGUCGGAUGCGCUUAAGACGCUUUCGUCGGACAAACAGCUUGUGGUUGAGAAGGAGACAAUCAAGGAGCUGAAGGAAGAGCUGCGCGAUUAUCAGGAAGAUGUGGAAGAGUUGCGUGAGGUGCGUCAAGUGGUCAAGGAGCCAAUACGUGAAAGUCGCGCUGCCAAGUUGCUCUUCAAUCGUGUGAACAAAAUGAUAUCGAAUCUGGACACGGUGCUCAACGAUUUGGAGCAUCGUCAGCAGCAGAUCAAACAGGUGGAGACUGGUGAAGAGCCCAGCACACCCGCACACACAGGCACACCAGUGGUGCAUAUUGAUGAGCUGGUGUCCACGAUACGCCGCAUGAAGGAAGCCUCCGAUGAGGAGCGCUUUAAGGUUGUCGAGGAUCUGAUGAUCAAGCUGGAUGCGGACAAGGACGGUGCUAUAUCGGUGCAGGAGAUCACUAAGCUGGUGCAGAGCAUUGACAGUGAGGCCACCAAAAUCGAGAAGAAGCAGUUGGAGGAGUUUACGGAUAUGCUGGCCAAACAGGCAACCAAGCGACGCAACGAGGAGAUCGUACGCAUCGAUGAUCUCAUGAUGAACCUCAAGAUGCUGAAGGAGACCAGUGACGAGGCGCGUCUUAAGCACAUUGAGCGUGUGCUCGACAAGUUCGAUGCCGACAAGGAUGGCGUGGUGACUGUUAACGAAAUACGCAAGGUUAUGGAAUCCAUUGGACGCGACAACAUUAAGCUGAGCGAGAAGGCCAUUGAGGAAAUGAUUACGCUGCUGGACAAGGAACAGAUACUGGAGGCGGAACAAAAGAUUGAGAAAGCCAUUGCGAAGAGCAUGAAAGAGGCAGAAAAGCUCAAGACCGAAGUUGAGAAGACGGACAAGGAAAUGGCUAAGCUUGUGGAUGGCAUACAUGACUCUGCUAAGGAGAUUCGCGACAUUGCCACCGAACUGGGCGCCAUGGAGGAGAAAACCAAAAACUUCAAACCUGACCCCGAGCUGCAAGACAAAGCUAAAAAGGUGGAGGACAAAGCUGCGGAUUUAAGUGAGCUGCUUUCUUCGCCGCCCAAGAACAACAAGGGCAGUGAUGCCAAGGGCACGCCGAAGGGCGCCAGUGGGGGCAGCGACAAAGGUGUUAAGGGCGACAAAAAGGGCUCGGACGUCACCAAGGCGGUGCUAAGCGAGGCAGCCGAACGACAAAUGGAGAAACUGCUGCCCAAGCAGGACAUCGAGCUGCCGCCCACGAUACCCACAACCACAGCAACUACUCCAAAGUCCGCCAAAGCGACAGCGACGGCAUCGACAAAUGGCGCGAAUGCGACGCAAACGCCCAAGAAGCUAAUCUGACAGGUGCGCAAGCCAUUAACAGCAUCGAAGCUAAAACCGGAUAAUGUACCCAAGGCGAAGUAAGCGAGAGUCUAACCAAUGUCCAUAAUGCUAAUGAUUGCAAAUCAAUUAACUGUUAUCCACUGCAAAAUAGAAAAAGUUAACGAGCAAUUGCAAUAGUCUGUAUUUAAAACUUCUCCAACCGCAAGGCUUUUGUAACAAACAUACAGAAACAACUUCAAUACGAGUAUAUUUCAUAUAUAUGUAUGUAUAUAUCAAACAUAUAUAUACUAUAUACAGCGUGUAAGGCAGGCACCUCAACUUAAACUACUCCACACUAUAUUUAAUGUGUCUACUACAAUAUUAAAACAAAAGAUUAGGUACAAUAAAUAUUUUUUAUUAUUUUUUUGGUUAGUUUUUUUUUCUUUACUUGUUUAUGUGUGUUGGUUGACUUGUCUACUUGCUCUGCAACAAUAUUAGCAAUUGUGAUCAUUAAGCGAAAUGUUAAUUUAGAUGCUAAUUUCUACAAACGAUGCGGUUCGAUGCUCGAACUCAAC